This is a messenger RNA of Cordyceps militaris CM01, 408 nucleotides long. RefSeq names its product cytochrome c reductase iron-sulfur subunit. The record is from RefSeq and is a predicted model, not a curated record. Gene Ontology annotation, cellular component: membrane. Bases 1 to 408 code for a protein of 135 amino acids. Gene Ontology annotation, biological process: mitochondrial electron transport, ubiquinol to cytochrome c. Lineage: Eukaryota; Fungi; Ascomycota; Sordariomycetes; Hypocreales; Cordycipitaceae. The transcript is spliced from 3 exons. Gene Ontology annotation, molecular function: quinol-cytochrome-c reductase activity; 2 iron, 2 sulfur cluster binding.
AUGUCCGCCUCUGCCGACGUUUUGGCCAUGGCCAAGGUCGAGGUUGACCUCAGCACCAUCCCGGAGGGCAAGAACGUCAUCAUCAAGUGGCGUGGUAAGCCCGUCUUCAUCCGCCACCGCACCGCCGAAGAGAUUGCCGAGGCCAACAAGGUCGAGAUCUCCUCCCUCCGCGACCCCCAGUCCGACGACGACCGUGUCCAGAAGCCCGAGUGGCUUGUCAUGCUGGGUGUCUGCACCCAUCUGGGUUGUGUCCCCAUUGGCGAGGCCGGCGACUAUGGUGGCUGGUUCUGCCCCUGCCACGGCUCCCACUACGACAUCUCCGGCCGUAUAAGACGAGGCCCCGCGCCCCUCAACCUCGAGAUUCCCGCCUACGAAUUCCCCGAGGAGGACAAGCUCAUCAUCGGUUAA